Chiloscyllium plagiosum (whitespotted bambooshark) is the source of this 3856-nucleotide messenger RNA. Lineage: Eukaryota; Metazoa; Chordata; Chondrichthyes; Orectolobiformes; Hemiscylliidae. The record is from RefSeq and is a predicted model, not a curated record.
CAUGCUUUGGUGACCUUCCCUGCAUGUACUGCGAAGUAUAUCUGAGAGAACAGUGACAGUCAGUGUGUAUAAGUAUUUGGAACGCCAGGGUCAGGCCAGUGUACUUCCUGAACUAGUCAAAACAGGACUUGGGAAUUUAUUGGAUGAUCGUAAACAUCAGCAGGCUUAAGCAAAAUAACUCAUGAUCAGCUGUCUUGCGACAGCAUCGAAAAGCAGAGACAAUAUAAUAUAACUCAUAGCUAUCUUCAGUUAAAGUCAGUCCCAUGGAGUACAACGGAACAGGAUCAUUAGAAAUGCCUAGGUGGUCAGUGUACGAUGGGGAGGAACACUGGCGGUUCAUGGAGAAGCUGGAGGCCCGGAUCCGGAACCAUGAUCGGGAGAUCGAGAAAAUGUGCAACUUCCAUUUCCAGGGAUUUGUAGACUCCAUCACAGAACUGCUGAAAGUGCGGGGAGAAGCACAGAAGUUGAAAAUUCAGGUGACAGACACCAAUAACAAGCUGCAGGAAUCAGGGAGAGAGCUACUCACUGAAAUGGAGGAACUGAGGAAGUGUCGCUCACAGCAAAGGAAUAUAGCAGCUACAGUGGACCAGCUGACACUCUGUCUACCAGUACUGGAGAUGUACAGUAAAUUACGGGAGCAACUGAAGACUAAAAGACACUAUCCUGCGUUGAAGACGAUGGAGCACAUGGAGCACACGUUCUUGCCUCGGGUAAAUCCCUAUCGUUUCUGCACGGUAAUGGUGGAGGAUAUUCCCAAAUUACGAGAGGAGAUAAAAGAAGUUUCCAUGUCUGACCUGAAGGACUUCUUGGAGAGCAUCCGAAAGCAUUCGGACAAAAUCGGAGAGACUGCCAUGAAACAGGCCCAUCAGCAGAGGAACCUGGAUAAUAUUGUCUCUCAGCAGCAUAAGGUUGGAACCGGGAAGAAAAUGAAGAAAGAUGGUGGAACUGGUUUUGAUGCUGAGAUGGAAAAUACCAGCCCAAUGUCUGAACAGGAUUCUGGAAUCUUAGAUGUUGAAGAUGAGGAGGAUGAAGAAGAGGUACUAAGUGCCCAAGAUCUGGUCGACUUUUCCCCCGUCUACAGAUGUCUGCAUAUAUAUACUGCACUGGGUGCCCAAGAUACAUUUGAGAACUACUACAGGAAACAAAGAAAGAAACAGGCCCGCUUAGUCCUGCAGCCUCCUUCCAACAUGCAUGAAACGUUAGACGGCUACAGGAGGUAUUUUAAUCAAAUUGUAGGAUUUUUUGUAGUUGAAGAUCACAUAUUGCACACCACCCAGGGCCUGGUGAACAGAGUGUACAUUGAUCAACUGUGGGAUUUGGCGGUAUCCAAAACCAUGUCAGCACUCAGGACUCAUUCAUCAUACUGCUCUGACCCAAACUUGGUCCUGGAUUUGAAGAACCUUCUAGUACUCUUUGCGGACACUCUGCAGGGUUAUGGAUUUCCAGUAAAUCAGUACUUCGACAUGCUGCUCGAGAUCAGAGAUCAGUACAGUGAAAUUUUGCUGAAGAAAUGGUCGGGUGUCUUCAGAUAUAUUUUAGAGUUGGAUAACUACAGUGCUAUUCCUGUCACGAAUGAAGAGGAGUACAAGAGAGUGAUGGGUCAAUUUCCAUUCCAUGAUUCAGAGCUGGAAAAUCAACCAUUCCCCAAAAAGUUCCCAUUCUCUGAGUUUGUGCCCAAAGUCUACUCCCAGAUUAAAGAGUUUAUCUAUGCCUGCCUCAAGUUUUCAGAGGACCUACAUCUGAGCUCAACUGAAAUAGAUGACAUGAUCCGGAAAUCCACCAAUCUUCUUCUGACCAGGACACUGAGCAACUGUUUACAAAAUGUCAUCAAGAAGCAGCAUGUCGGACUCACUGAGCUGGUACAGAUUAUCAUCAACACCACACAUCUAGAGCGAUCUUGCAAAUUUCUGGAAGAGUUCAUCACGAACAUUACCAAUGUACCUCCAGAGACCAUUCAUGCCACCAAGUUAUAUGGUACAGCCACUUUCAAGGAUUGUCGACACGCUGCGGAGGGGGAGAUCUAUACCAAACUAAAUCAGAAGAUCGACCAAUUCCUGCAACUGGCCGACUAUGACUGGAUGCGAGCAGAGCCCAAUGGUCAUGCCAGUGAUUACCUAGUUGACCUCAUUGCAUUCCUGCGCAGUACAUUUGCUGUGUUCACACACUUACCAGGCAAAGUAGCUCAGACAGCCUGCAUGUCUGCCUGCAAACACCUCUCUACAUCUCUGCUACAGUUGCUGCUGGACACUGAAGUCAAGCAGAUCACCAUGGGAGCCUUAAAACAGUUCAACAUGGACAUUGAAGAGUGUGAGCACUUUGCCAGAUCCGGACCGGUGCCUGGGUUCCAAGGGGACACGCUGCAGUUGGCCUUCAUCGACUUGAGACAACUGCUGGAUCUCUUCAUCCAGUGGGAUUGGUCAACAUACCUAGCUGAUUAUGGGCAGCCCAACUGCAAAUACCUGAGGGUGAAUCCAAUGACAGCGCUUGCCCUGCUGGACAAGAUCUCCCGAGCAAUGAAAGACACCAGCAGGAAGAACAAUGUCUUUGCACAGUUCCGUAAGAACGAACGUGACAAGCAGAAGCUAAUUGAUACGGUGGCAAAACAGCUCAGGAGUCUGAUCAACAGCAUGUCCCACCAACAUUGAAUCUGCUCCCAUCCUUCACUCCUUCCCUUCCUUCUCCCUCCAUCCCUCUUAGUUGCACAUAAUGCUGGAUUUUGGACAAUGUGCCAUGAUGACCAUGGAAACCGAGACCAGUUCGCCCCCUUAAAGGGGUGACAAGUUUUUUUUAUUAUUGUUGUUGCUUUUGUUUGUUUACAAACUUGCUGUGGAACGUUGCAAACUGCCUCGCUAGGUAUCAUGAGGCUGUUGUGGUAGUGAAGUCCAACACCACUGCUUGGUAUCUUUUCUGCAGACGUGUGUGGCUUUGCUUAUCACUUCAUGGACAUGAUGCCCCUUUUGCAAAACAAAAAGAUGCCUCUUAUUAGAUCAGAGGUUUUUUUUUAUGGAUCAGAGAAUUUUGUGCCAAGUGAAAAUCUGGCGUGACCAGAUCCAAUGCGAGACUUUAUGACCUACAGAAAAUUGGAGGGUUCCCAGAAAUUUUGGAGUUUUGAUCCUCCAAGUGGACUGCACGAUGGAAUCCUUUCAUCAAAUCCUCUUCCUUUCUCUCCAGUCCACCACGAUUCCAGGCUAACCUGCAUCGAGUCGGGCUACACAUGUAAGCCUUUAUCAUUGCCAUUUGCCAUCCAAUUCAUUCGCUGGUUAACAGAUACAACUUGGAACAACAGUCUUUCCAUCCAGAUAUCUUGCACUGAUUGCUGAGCACAUGUCACAACCUCACAUUCUGGUGCCAGUGCACUUGGAAAGGAGGCCUUGUUAUUGUCAAACAAAAAUUAGCCCAUCUUCUUUUGUUCACAGUGCCUGCGUUUCUAGUUUAAAACUGCAAAUGUUGAUGAUAUUUUUAAAGGGAAUGGCGAUGCCAGCAGAGCAACAUUACUGGAGACACAGUUAAGUGACAGAUAGUGCAGGUGAGGCGGAUUGCUUAGUGACAUGGCGGUUGGUUAGCUCAGUUGGUUGUCAGGCUGGCUAGUUUACAGUGCAGAGUGAUGCCAACAGUGUAGAUUCAAUUCCUACGCCAGCUAAGGUUACCACAAUGGGUGCACCUUCUCAAACUCUCCCCUGACCUCAGGCUUCAGUUCAAUUCACCAGCAGUCAUCCUCUCGAAUGAGAGAGAAGUCUUCUGGGGCUUUGGCACCUUUACUAAGUUUUACUGAGUGACUGCGAGGGAGCUGGAUUAACAACAGCAGAGAUACAUUCACAGAGUUGUACAGAACGGAAACAAACCCUUCGAUUCAACU